Molecule: messenger RNA, 2760 nt
Organism: Gracilinanus agilis (Agile Gracile Mouse Opossum)
Lineage: Eukaryota; Metazoa; Chordata; Mammalia; Didelphimorphia; Didelphidae
Gene: SESN1
Product: sestrin 1
Exons: 10
Coding region: 28-1683 (551 amino acids)
Biological process (GO): cellular response to leucine starvation; regulation of response to reactive oxygen species; cellular response to L-leucine
Cellular component (GO): nucleus
Molecular function (GO): L-leucine binding; oxidoreductase activity, acting on peroxide as acceptor
Source: RefSeq, a predicted model, not a curated record
GGGGGAGGGAAGAAGUCCAAGGACACGAUGGCCGAGGGGGAGAAUGAAGUUAGGUGGGAUGGAUUGUGCAGCAGAGAUUCAACUACUAGAGAAACAGCACUGGAAAACAUUAAACAAGCAAUCUUGAGGAAAGCUGAGUUUCUUCGUUCUGUGAAAGAGACACCUUAUCGUUCAUCGGAACAGCUUUUAAAUGCUGCCUCUUGGGAUGGGUUCAAUAAAAUCCUUGCUCGUCUGCUCAUGCUUUCCAAGCGGUGUCCCUUUAAAGAUGUAAGAGAGAAAAGUCAAUCUAUUUUGAAGUGUGUCCAGGAACUUGGAAUUAGAAUUCCUCGACCACUAGGACACGGACCAAGCAGAUUCAUCCCAGAGAAGGAGAUUCUUCAAGUGGGUAAUGAAGAUGCCCAGAUGCACGCUUUGUUUGCAGAUUCUUUUGCUGCUUUGGGUCGUUUGGAUAACAUUACCUUAGUGAUGGUUUUUCAUCCACAGUAUCUAGAAAGUUUCUUAAAAACCCAACACUAUUUACUACAGAUGGAUGGGCCCCUCCCUCUUCAUUACCGACACUACAUUGGAAUAAUGGCUGCAGCAAGACACCAGUGCUCCUACCUAGUGAACCUCCAUGUAAAUGAUUUCCUACAUGUUGGGGGAGACCCCAAAUGGCUUAAUGGUUUAGAGAAUGCACCUCCAAAACUACAAAAUUUAGGAGAACUAAAUAAAGUGUUAGCCCACAGGCCUUGGCUUAUUACCAAAGAACAUAUUGAGCAACUUUUGAAGGCUGAAGCACAUAGUUGGUCCCUUGCUGAAUUGGUACAUGCAGUAGUUCUACUCACACACUAUCAUUCUCUUGCCUCUUUCACGUUUGGCUGUGGAAUCAGUCCAGAAAUUCAUUGUGAUGGUGGCCAUACCUUCAGACCUCCUUCUGUCAGUAACUACUGCAUCUGUGAUAUUACGAAUGGCAAUCACAGUUUGGAGGAGAUGCAUGUUAACCCUGCGGGAAGUGUUUCAAUAACUGAUUCCUUUUGUGAGGUCGAAGCCCUCAUGGAGAAAAUGAAACAGUUACAGGAAUGUCGUGAUGAAGAAGAAGCAAGUCAGGAAGAGAUGGCAUCACGUUUUGAGAUUGAAAAAAGAGAGAGCAUGUUUGUUUUUUCAUCAGAUGAUGAAGAAGUUGCACCAGCAAGAGAUGUAUCACGUCACUUUGAGGACACUAGUUAUGGUUAUAAAGAUUUCUCUAGACACGGGAUGCACGUGCCAACAUUUCGAGUUCAGGACUAUUGCUGGGAAGACCAUGGUUACUCAUUGGUUAAUCGUCUUUAUCCAGAUGUGGGACAGUUGAUUGAUGAAAAAUUUCACAUUGCAUACAAUCUGACAUAUAAUACAAUGGCAAUGCAUAAAGACGUAGAUACCUCAAUGCUUAGGCGUGCAAUUUGGAACUAUAUUCACUGCAUGUUUGGAAUAAGAUACGAUGACUACGACUACGGGGAAAUUAAUCAGCUUCUGGAUCGUAGCUUUAAAGUUUAUAUCAAAACUGUAGUCUGCACUCCUGAGAAGGCCACAAAAAGAAUGUAUGAUAGCUUCUGGAGGCAAUUCAAGCACUCUGAGAAGGUUCAUGUUAAUUUGCUUCUUAUAGAAGCUCGGAUGCAAGCUGAAUUACUUUAUGCUCUGAGAGCCAUUACCCGCUAUAUGACCUGAUGUCUUUCCUCAGUUCAAAAAGUUGAUGGAAUGAUCAGAAGACAGUAUCUCUGAGGGGGCAGGUAUGGAGCCCCAGGACCAAUGGUAGAUCGAGCAUUCACACCUCCAUUGUGCCAUGAUUCCUUUAGUUUCUGCUCUUUUACUGUGGGAAAACCACUUUGGGCACUGAGUAGAGAGUGCCCAGCUCCUCCUUCAAGGUUAGAGCUGUGAAAAGGGGCUAUGGUUCAGAGGCUUCUGCUUUAUGACAGCAUAAGAAGCUGCAUAACUCCAAAUCCCAUUGCUUUUCUGAUCAGUGAGAUAACCAGGGUUGGAGCAUGCAACAAUGGGACUUGGAAAAUGGCUAAAAUUUAGUGAUGCAGAAGGAAUUUUAGAAGUUUCUGGUGCUGCUCUUCUUGCCGGUGGCUGUCCCAGUUAAGCUAUUAGAAAUACAGUGAACACUGCUACUAUCUGAGCCUCCAUAAUUUGUGUGGUUAAAAAUGAAACUUGGAUAUGUGUUCAUUUUUUGCCUUUAAAAUUUAAAAAGCUAAGACAAGCCUCACAUCUCAACAGUGACCAUUCUGAAAGUUAACAGUUAAUUUUCUUCACUGUAGUUUUUGCUUUUGAAAAUACUAUAUAAGUGUUUAAACAUUUAGUUACUGUAUGAAACCAAUUCUGAUGGCCUUCCUAAGAAGAUUCAGGCCUUCACAGAGUGGCAGUCUUCUGGGAAAGUGCAUCAACUACAAGCACUGCUGACAGCCAUGUGAUGGGUUUCUUUUCUUGGGUAGUUUCUGACACUGGAGGGCGGGCAGUCGUCAUACCAGAGUUUUGUUUCUAGCACCUCAACUGUGAGCAAGUCUAGGGGUAUUACCCCUAAAACCACCAUAUUGAAAGUGGUGCAGCUCCUUAGCUAACAAAGCCGUAAAACAUGUUGUAUGGUUAAAAUGAAUUUGAUUUGGGGGAAAAAAAAAUUGCUAGCUUUGAAAUGUAAACUGGUUUGGAAAAUGUACUGAAAACUUUGUAUUACAGAAGCGUGAAUUGCUUUUGAAGUCUGUCAGUAUUAUUGGUCUUUUUAAAAUAAAGGAUAAUUUUUUUUCUCCA